GAGGGUUUUAGCCUGUUUAGCCUUCUCUUUUCCUCUCUCCGCGUCUCUCUCCUAUCCGCCGCAGACGGCGACGACGCUGUUGCUGCCGCCACAGUCCACCGCCAAAAUCCAAUCAACACCGCCAUCUCCAGCCCCUUCAUCUUUCACCAUCCGCCAUCAGUUCCAGAGAGUACUCCGAAUAUGACUUCCGUUUCAGGACUGGCUGGUAGUCCCUCCAGAUGCUGCUUCCAAAUUCCAGCACGCAGUUCUGGUUCACUAUGUGGGCAGGUUUCGAAUUUUCCUCACAGUUGGAAGCCUGCAGGAAAGAACGAGCUACUUUGUGCGGAAAGAAGUUAUUGGACUGGUUUUGCACAAAGGUUGUGCGCGCGGAAAACACAUCUGAUCAAGUUUGCCAUGGAUGCAUCCUACGGCGAUAUGUCCAAUGAACCAACUGCUAUCUUUCCUAGGAUUAAUGUGAGGGACCCAUACAAACGACUUGGAAUAAGCAGGGAGGCUUCAGAAGAUGAGAUUCAGGGUGCAAGGAACUUCCUUAUCCGACAGUAUGCAGGUCACAAACCAAGUGUGGAUGCAAUUGAAUCAGCCCAUGACAAAAUAAUCAUGCAGCAGUUCUACGACAGGAAGAACCCAAAAAUUGACUUGAAGAAAAAGUACAGGGAAGUCAAUCAGUCCCGUGUUGUGCAGGCUGUGAGAAAUAGGUUCCGAACUCCGUCCACAAAAUUCAUUAUAAAAACGUCAAUUGCAUUUGUAGUGCUUGCAGCUCUCACUGUUCUCUUUCCAACCGAAGAAGGUCCGACCCUUCAAGUAGCCCUUUCCUUGUUGGCUACCAUUUACUUUGUAUAUGACAGGCUUAAGAGCAAGUUGCGAGCUUUUCUCUACAGUGCUGGAUCAUUUGCUUUGUCAUGGCUCUUGGGAACCUUCUUGAUGGUGUCUGUGGUUCCACCACUACUGAAAGGCCCAAGGAGUUUCGAGGUGACAACGUCAUUGAUAAGCUAUGUGCUACUCUGGGUCUCGUCGACAUAUCUGAAGUAAUUUCUCUUCUUGCAACACACCUCAAUUUUAUUGGAGUGGAAACCACCGAUUUUCUCGGAGAUUUAGCUCAUGCACAAACGUUUCCUUUAUCGAGACGGUGCUGAUAAAUCUGGCAAAUUGUAGGACAAGAGAGGUAUUUUAUGUCACUCGGAGAAAGGGUGUAAAAGUAGACGAAGGAGCCGAUCGGUUUAAGCAAUUGACCUUUUGUUUCUUUGUUUUUGUUAAUUAUUAUUAAUCAGUCAAUUAUUUCCGUUUCGAUAUAAAUGGAGCACAAAGUAUUAUAUCAA
Molecule: messenger RNA, 1316 nt
Organism: Malus domestica (apple)
Lineage: Eukaryota; Viridiplantae; Streptophyta; Magnoliopsida; Rosales; Rosaceae
Source: RefSeq, a predicted model, not a curated record